Motacilla alba alba is the source of this 16637-nucleotide messenger RNA. It is a transcript of the gene CBLB, whose product is annotated as Cbl proto-oncogene B. The transcript has 16 exons. Gene Ontology annotation, cellular component: plasma membrane; membrane raft. Gene Ontology annotation, molecular function: calcium ion binding; phosphotyrosine residue binding; receptor tyrosine kinase binding. Lineage: Eukaryota; Metazoa; Chordata; Aves; Passeriformes; Motacillidae. The record is from RefSeq and is a predicted model, not a curated record. The coding region runs from base 10841 to 13132 and encodes 763 amino acids. Gene Ontology annotation, biological process: negative regulation of epidermal growth factor-activated receptor activity; cell surface receptor signaling pathway.
UUUGUAAAAUCCUCAAUUCUUUCUAAACAUAAGCAUUAAAAGAAUGAACUUUUCAGAAAUCCAAAUAGGGAUUGGUGGGUGUUUUGAAGAUAAUUUCUCAUAUAGGUCUUUAAAUUGGCUGAAAUGGUUGAGUUCAUUGUUAGUGGGUUUUUUCCCAAUGCUGUAAUUUGUUCAAAGGUAGUUUUGUCGAGGGUGCUUAAGUUCAAUCUUGCUGCAAGAAGUUUAUUUGUUCCAUUAUAGGGUGAAGAUAGUACAUUGCUUUCACAAAGUAUAUGGCAAAUAAUGCCCUUUCAUAUUAAAAAUACAUAUAUAUUCUACAAACGAAAACUCUAAAGUCUGAAUUAGGAACUUGAUAUUAGUUUCAUAUGUUUCCUUACCUUUCUAACUACGACAGUAUUUGGUGGAAUGAAAUAUGUGAAGUGUAGAUAUGUGAUUUAAUCAGGAUAUGCAGUAGUGAAAAUGUAAAAGUAGGCAUAUGUGGGAUUUUUGGUUUUUUUCUGGGGAAAAAAUCCAUUUUGAAUACACAUAUAAGCUAGUACAAGAUUAGCUUGUUCACUUUCUCAUGGGUAAUGUUUAUAAGUGUAACAGUGACAUAAAAGGAAUGCCACAGGCAAUAGGUUGGUGUAUUUUUCAUUAUAACAAAGCAGUCAUUAUGGUCAUCAGCUCUGAUAUCUUGCCCAAUGUAGGCAGAAUAAUUUCUGCCACAAUCUCUUGCAUCUUCUGAGCAUAAACAGCUCUUUAAAGUAAGUAAUUUUUUUAUUUAGAAUACCAGUGUAGUAGGUUGCCACUUUUGCAAAUCAAUUCUGUUCAGUGUGAAUUUGCAAGUUUCACUUCCAUGUUUUUUUUGGGUUUUUUUGUUAGUCUAAACACACUCCCUGUCAGCUUUCCUCUUUCUGGGUUCAUAGUGGUGUUUUCUGGUGAUUUCUUUCCCAUGUAAGUAAUGUCAGAAUGUGAUGAAGUUGCUGUAUCAGUCCUCUGUUUUGUUAUAGAUAAGGAAUUUACCGUGUUCUGUGUUACCCAUUUUAAUGUGUAUAUAAUUUUCAAAAAUAAAUUCAGAAGUUCAGCUAAAGUUUUCUGAAGGAUUAACUUAAGUGACAUGAAGGGUUCUUUAUCAGACAAGGCUUUUCAACAACAUGUCAGUCAAGAAAAGAAAAACAGGAUCUUUGAUAAAAUGACUAAUGAUCAUGUUUGUUCAAUAUUGAUAUUUUUUCUUCCCCUUUUUUCCCCCUUUGCUUAGGAUCUCUCAGAAUUUAAAUUUCCUUGUGGUACUUCUCUUUUCUCGUUGGGCUCUGUCCUUGAAUGACCUUUAGCAGAUGUCUUGAUUGCAAAUUGCAUUUCUGUCAUUGGGAUUUACAGCUCUCCUCCUCUGCAAGCUGCUGUUUCUUUCUAUCAUUUCAUCUGAGCCAGUUUCCUCAGCUCCCCUAUCCUCUGUGCUGUCUCUUUGAGAUUCUCCUCUGACUUGAACUGUCUGUGGGAGUUUCAAAAGAUUUCCUUCAAGUUUCCUUCCAGUGGUCUGGUCCUGCCAAUUUCCAUUGAGAGAUGAUACAAUAGGUUGGUGUUUGAGGUGUCAGACACUGGGAUACUGUAAUGUAUUAGUAAGUUUUUAUCAGAACAAGGUUGGUAAGGAGAAUCUUUCAACUGCAUCGCUUCAUCUGAACAACUCAGCUCUGCCCUUGUCUUUUUCUUGCACAUACUUAACCUCUUCUCACUCAUCUCCUGGACCUCUGAUUUCUAAAACCAUUCAUGGCCCCAGAGCUCUUGCCAUGCCUUUUCUCGGCUUUGUUUUUUUCUUGCUUAUUUAAAUUUCUAUAUAGUAUUCAACUUUAAAUAUGAACCUUUAGUACAAACCCUCUGACCUUCUCUGCUCUCCCCUGUGUACUUUGAUAGGGGGAUUUUUGUGUUUGGUUUUUUUUUGUUUGGUUGUUUUUUUAGGGAGGGUGACUGGAUGUAUGGGCUUUGUUGGCUUUUUGCCUAAAACAUCAAUUCAUCCAAAAUGUCUAAGAAUCAAGGCAGUUUGGUUUAACAUGCAGUUAAACAUAUGUAUCUUUGGUUUUGUAGUGUAGCCUGAAUUUUUUUUUUGAGUUACUUCUGGUCAGAUGCUUUAUUUUCAGACCAAGUAAAUAAGCACAGUUACUGGUGUUCCCAGCCCUUCUCCAAUAAAGUGAAGCUGGUUUUGAUGCCUGUCUUCUAAGCAAGGAGCAGUAGAUCUGUGCUUGGCAGCCUUGCCAUAACCUCAGGUUUAGUUAACUGUGCUUAAGUAACUAUAAAACAUGUAGCAGCAUAUAUGUCAAACAGAUGAGAAAACAGUUUAUUUGGCCACAUCCUUUACAAUGGACCUGUUGAGACCGUUUCGUUUGCAAAUAUGCUGGUAUCACUUCCCUAAAAGCAAAGCCUGCAUAAAGGUUUUGCAAAUGACUCAUAAUAUCUUUCUCGAACCUGGCCACCUAAAGGUCGACCCCUAGGGACUUUCUGAUCCCCAAGUUUACUUAGGCAGUGCAGGGAGGAACUUGAUGGUGUGUUCCCUUGCUGUAGCUCUGUUUACAGGGCAAGCCUGGACCUCUCACUUGUUUCUGAACAGUAGCCCUUACUUUGGGUUACUGACUAGCACUGAUCAAGAUUAGAGCAUAAAUAAAAAGUUGUGCUGGAUCUUGGCUUCUGAUGGUAAACUGUAGUGCAAAAAUAUUUCUAUUGCAGUUUGAGCUGAUUAGAAGGAGGGAAUUUGAAGUAUUAGAUUAAUUAAUGAUUUUUUCAACAUAGUAUUAUCAUAAAAACCUCCCUUUCUCUAAACAUAAUGAAUUGGAUGCUUUUUUUAAUUGAAUCAACUUUUUGCACUCAUUUCUUUCUGAAAUAAAACAUUUUUUAAUUUUUAAUUUGAAAUAAUUUAAAUAGCAAGAAGGUCACCAAUAGUAAUUUAUAUUUUUAAGCUGACAGUUUGGCUUCCAGUUUUUUUAAAUGUGACCUACACUUCCUUUUACAGAAAGCAACAUGUUGCAGUUUGCUGAAGACUGAAAUCUAAUACAUACAGUUUUCAUGAGUCCAGUUUGUACUUAAAAAAAAAAAAAGAUUGGUUUUUUUUACUACUCUUUUCCACUGAAUGGGGAACUUUUAAUUUUGUUGGUUACAUUUGUCUGUCUGACCACUUGCUGCAAAAUUGUGCAGCUGCAACUAAGUUUAUUUAUCCUGUUACUAAUAGGUGUCAUAGUCUGCAGUCUUUGUGUUUUGAGCUAGUUAAGUGUAAAUUCGUGUGGCUUCAAACUCAUGAGCAAAAUAAAUGGCUGGGCUCUUUGGAUCAUAUAUCUAGCUGCUCUUCAGAUUUCUGUUAAAAACACUGUGUGUAGAACUGAGUGUGCAGUGUGUACACUGUGUGUACACUAAGUAUACAACUCAGCAAGCAAUUUGAAUGGCUCCCUCAGAGCAAAGUGCUGAGAUAACCACAUAUUCUUGGCCUUCGAAUACCUUCUCAGCUUUCACUUUUAUGGUACACCCCUAAAAAACUUCCAGACAAUGCCAGUAGUUGGAGAAGCUUAUCUGGGAGAGAAUGCUUUGUGAAAGCAGCAGAUAUAUCAGUAAUGGAAAUCAUCAGCCCUCACACCGGCAGAAAGGAGCACACAGUCAGAGCCUGUACAAUUUUGAGGUUUUUUCAGUAUUGCACAUUUCAGAGGAGAAUGGGAGACCAUGGAAGUUACAGGAUGUUUGGAAGGGAUCUGGAGACACAAUGUGGGGUUUAGGAGUGUAUAGGAAGGAUUGAUAAAACAGGGUUGGGAGAUAAUAAAAUUUUGAUUGUCUGGGUGGAAGGAGAAGAGUGCUAAUAAAGAAGGAAAAAGUGGAGGUAUUGAUUUCUCUGCAAGGAUGAAGUAAAAUGUAUCCAAAUUAGGGGGUAGGUGAGGACAUCAGGAGUAUUCAGUAGAAAGCCCAGGAUUAUUUUGGUGUUUGGAUUUUGUCAGGGAAGCAGACAGAGAAAAGAUGUCAGGGAGAUUGGGAAUAAGACUGUUUGGAUUUGCUUUCUGAAAACAAAAAUCAGGAAUGAGUGAGAACGUUCCAAAGGCUGAAUGCCUGGAAUAGGUUGUCUCUGGCAUUUUCACAGGCUAUGUAGAAAAAGAGAGCCUCUUGAAGAAUAAGAAGGAGCUGACUGAAAGAGAACUAAGAAAUAAAUUGGCACAAGCUUUAUCCAUAGCAAGAAAGAACUUGAAAAUGUCAAAAGCAGUAAAGUGGUGAAGUUGAGAAGAUGUGAUUUUUUUUUGAUUUGUAGUGAUUGCUGGAGUACAAUGAUUAGAGCAAGUAGUUUCAGUGGAGUAAAUCUUCAUCCCUGGUUCACCAUUAUAGUUAUGCUGAAGCAAGUGCUAGUUACAUGUACGGCUAAGCAGUAAUGUUCAGUGCAACUGUGAAAUUGUAAGGCAUGUAAUCAGCAGUUAUAUUUGUUUACAGAUACUUUAGUAACCCCCCUAGUGGGUUGUAAAUAUGCAUAUAAAACACAAUCUGAUAGCAUCUUCAUUACCAACAUUUUAUUAUUGUGUAGUGCUUGAUGAGAAUUUCCCUUGAUUUCUCGCUCGUUUUAAUAGCACCUUACAUCUUCUACUGUUUUUUGGGUUUUUUUCUGAGUAGAAAUGUACAAAAUGCCACAGGGAGCAAUCCUGAACUGAGAAGGAGAGUAGGCAAGAUGACAUAACAGAUCUUUUAGCUUCUGAAUUCGAAAACGACAAAAGUCAUGCAGGGCUUGGUAACUAUUAAAAUUUGUUACACAAAUUUGUGAUUUGUGGCUGUCUUCACAUUGUAGAAUGAAUCAGCAGCAAAAUGUCAAUAUUCUCAGAUUUUCAUUUUUUCCAUAGUUCUGCCACUUAUUUAACUUUUAAGCUUUUUAUUCUUUGUUGUGGAACUUUUAAAAUGUUAAAGCAUUUUUGCUAUUGUUUUCAGGUAAAUUGAUUUCCCACCUUUAGUUGCUGAGGAAAUAGAAAUUCUUUCACUGUUGGGAUCAAAGGCAUUACUAUUUUAAUGUCCCUGUACUUUUUUCCAGAUGAGGCCUGAAAUGCAUUUAUUUUUUAUUGGAAUUUAUGAAAAAAUGUGGCUAUUGAUUUCUCUAUAGCAGUUAAAUAGUGCAUUUCAAAUUGAAAUUCUAAACUUUGAGUAGCUGUGGUUCUGCUGUGGUCAGUGCUUUUUGGCUCAGGAUCGAGCAGACACAGCCUCAGUGGUUUGGGUUCACAGAAGAAGCAGUAAAACAGGCAGACCACAAUGCACAACUUAUCUGACAGUUAAAUGUUUUCAAGUUCAAGAGACCUCAGAUAAGCUAAGUUUUCACACCUUGUUAAUCCCUUUAAUUUAUUACUUGAUUUUCUGUUCUUGCUGCUGAUAGUGCCCAAGAGCCCCAUUACUGCCUAAACAGUGUAAAAAUAUAGACUGAAGAGUUGGUCCUUGCCCAAAGAGCUUCAAAUCUGAGUAUGAACUGAAGUGUAAAGGGAAGCCAAAGACAGGGAUUAAAGCAGAAGAGGCAGUGAUCCAAAUGCCAUCACCUUCAUCACUGUCAAGACAGGUGUUCUAGCAACAGGAAUUUUUAAAGAGGAGGAGAGGAACAGAAACUGGGCUUUUGGAGUGUGCUUCCUUCCUUCCUUGGCUGAUCAGUAGCACAGGCUUAUUGAUAAACUUGUUUAAACUUGAGGUAGAGACAGAAGGCACUCUUCUCUGGGUGCUCUGGAGACAGGAAUCUCUCUAGACCUCUUUCUUACAAAUGCAAGAUGAAAAAGUUUGAAUAAGACAACAGGUAAUGUUAUGAAGAAGAGCAAGUCAGUAGAAAGUUGCAAGACAGGAUUAGAAAAUGGAAAAGAACAGUCUUCACAGCUGGUCUGGGUAACUAAGAAUAAGGUAAAAUGGCAUGUACAAAUGAUAAAAGGAAGUUCUCAUCCUUGGCACACAAGAUUAUGAGACAGGAGAACACAUUCUCCAUGGAUAGGCAGGAGAGGCAAUGUUUUAAGUAUAAAAGGAUGUGCAAAAGCAUGAGUGUGCUUUGGGUUGUGGUUAGAGAUCAGAAUUGAAAAUAUAGAGAAGUGUAUCCCUUUGGGGACACUUGGGGAAUACAGAGUUCCUGUAUGUCUUAAUGAACUUGCUGUCUCUCUAGCAAUGUCCAGUCACACAGCUUUGGAAGUGGCUUCUUUUUUUUUUUUUUUUGGUAUAUUUUUCUCCCUUUCGUAAGGCUGAUUUUUCUCUCUUUUACCUUCUCUGUUCUCAUUAGAUUCAUCUGUAUUUGUUGGGAAUGAUGUCACUAUUUAGUAAUUGUACUGGCAUGAUAUGGCAGAAUUCCUUUUUAUCCAUAGGACUGAACUCCUCAAGCCUUCUGCUUGUCAAUUAUUUGCUUUGCAGUUCAGAAGCAGUGGAAACAUGUGGCCUCUCACUUAAAACUGAAGCAGCAGUCUUAAGAAAAUGCUCUCUUCAGUGGUGAUAAGUCAAAAUCCACAUUGCUCGCUGCAGACUUACAAAGAAUGUUGUUUCUAUCUGGGUCAGUAUUUGCUUGAAUAUUUUUGAGAUUGCUCUGGAAACAGUAAUGGCAUUUCAUGGUGCAUUUUUUGGCAACAUUUGAGAGAGCUGCUUGCAGACAAAAACGUUCGCUGUAACUGUAAGUUAUACAGGUACAUGUUUACGUCCCUAGACAUUCUUUUGGUUUGCUGUGGUUCAAAUGGAAGCAGUGUCACUUGACAUUCCAGGAUAGCUGUAUCUCUGCAGUUUUACACAAGUGCUGUGUUCUUCAUGCUUGGGAAAUAUAUGCUUCAUCUCCAGGUUUAUUUUAAUGUCUUUUGCUUUUUAAUAAUGCAACAACAUUUGGGGAGUUUAAGAAAAUCCCAUGUACACAUGAUCAGGGCAGGAGUGAAGAGAGGACCUAAAUUCCUCUGCUAAAUUGCUUGAAAAUCACAUGCUAGACACUAAUCCUUUAAGCAUAAGGAACUUGUGUGGGUGUUGUUUAAAACACUGUAUUUGAGAUUAUAGAGUCAUACUUUGCUUUGAUGUGUGCCAACAAUAGUAAAUAGAUAUCAUCCUAUAUAACAGUGUUUUUAAAAUCUUAUGUUUCAGUUAGAACACUUUAGAAUUCACCAUUUUUCAAAUAUACUUGCUAGAUAUGCUAUUGCAGAGGAAAGGGAGAGAAGUAGUGUCAUUUAGAGAGGCCUGUGGAGAAAUGGCUUAUUUUAGUGUUUUUGAAAGGAGAAAUGGCUUAUUUCAGAGUUUUUGACAGGACUCUUUAAGAAAACAAUCCCAGGGUAAAUACCAAGAUCUAGAUAGUUUUGUUGGUUUGAGAGAUGCACAGAAAGCCUCUUAAGGAAAUAUUUUUCAGGAUCAUUUGUUUUAUUUUGUUUUCUUUCCUUGAAUUGGCAUGUCUUGCUUCUACUCCAGUGAUGAGGAAAGAUGUAACAAGAACAUGUUGUGUAUAAAUGGUUUCCUAAAAGAUUGGCAGGUAGAGAUUUAGAUUUCCUUGGAAAAGGUCCUUCUAUUCUUUUACUGCUGUACAUCAUGUACAUUGUGGCUUUCUUCAUAGUUUUGUCUCCUUCUAAUAUUAUCUCUCUGAAGAUUUUUGAACUGAUAGAGGGUUGCAAUAAAUUGACAUGGAGCACAGUAUGCACAUGUAAUUUAGUCUGAUUUUUCUUUUCCUCAAUUUGUAUUAUAAAAAGAAAAAUUGUUACCAAAGCUCUGGGUAUAUCUGUUUGUAAUGUGUGAAUAUGCAGUUGUGCUGUAAAAUUUGGGAAUCAAACCUUUGAGGGAAGUAGUCGCUGUUUAGUACCAUCCUCUCCUGUGAGAGACUCCCCAGAACAUUGUUUCAGCUGGAAUCAGUCAUGGGAACUUCUUCUACAAGGGACAGCUUAUGUAAUGACAAUGAAAUACCUGAAAUACUGAGACCUGCACUUCCUCAGCGUAAUUCUGUAGACAGCUAAUGUUACCAGGAUAUCAGAUCACGUCUUUCUGAUGAGCUGAGGCAGAGCUGACUGACUCAUCUCCUAGACAAGUGUCCACAGGUUCAGCCUAAUAGCAUGAGGCAUGUGGAGAAUAUCAGCCAGCCUCUAAUGCAAGGUAUCAUUAGGACAUGAUGCAACAAAUAUUAUAAAGAUCCCUGAAAAUAUUUAUAGGAGAUGCCUUCUGUGGUUCAGGAGCUGAAUGUGGCAGGCAGUGGUUUCAUUGCAAACAGGAUUUUAUUUUCUUCUUUUUAUAAGGACAGGUGUUUUAUACAUGUAAACAUAUGUAUAUAUUUAAAUAACAAUCUAAACAUACUAUUAACUAGGACAGUCCCAAUCUCAACCUUGGUCCUGUUCUCUUCCCCCUUCCACUGCCUCUGCCACCAACCAAAACUCAAAUUAAAAUAAUUCUUUAGACUCGAGUCAUGAACAGAUGCCUUCAAAAUCUGAGUAUCCCCUAAAACGCAAGAAAGGAAGAGCAGUGAAAUGUUAUUUCAGACAGAAACUCAACUUGCUAGCCAUCUCUGAAAGCUCCUUUCAUGUUUGUGACCCCUCCCAGAUCUCUGCCAGAGAACGUGUUUCUCAGGGUGCCUGAAAGGUCACCAGGUUUCAAUGAUGUAGGAGCAGGAGGGGAGGACACUGCAGAAACCUUCACCUUGUGAAGACUCAGUAACACCUGCAUUUAGUGGGUGUGUGCUGUCUGCAAGGUCUCAAAGAGCUCAGCACAUGUGUGGGUAAACUGGAGAGAGACACUGGGGGAGAAAUAAUCCCUGGUGCUGUUUCUAAGUAUUUAGGAAUAAAGACUCUAUAAAUACUCUAUAAAAUAGCUGCUGAGAAAUAGGAGUUAACAGGUUUCAACAACCAAGUCGCACUUUUAUUUAAAGAAAGCAGAAGAUAAAAGACCUGUUCCACAAAGCUGCAAAGAAAAAAAAAAAAAAAAAACAAAACCUGCUGAAUUUAGUGUAUUUUAAAUUUGGGCCAGCACUAUUCCAAGCACUUGUUCUUGGAGAAAUCCCAAAAAAUAACUUUAGAUGUUAUUUCAUUAGCUAAUCACUCAUUUUCCAGCAUCUGGUUUCUGUCUUAGCCAAAGUACUAGCCAACAGAGCCCUAAAAACAUAUUCUCCUGAAGAUUUUUGUUUUCUGUGUUGCUGGUGGAGUUUUGGGGGUGCAGGGUGUUAGUGAAUAGAUAGACAAAGAUCCUACUUAUUAAUUGCAUAUAGGAAACUGUCUUGUGCAAGGCAUGAAAAAAACCUGUUGUUUUUUCAUCAAAAAGAUGUAGUAUGGCUGUGAUCAUAUCUGAUAAAUGCUCUAUUGUUUUUUUGUUUUAGGGUUAUUGUCUUAACCUUUAAAAAAACUCAAAGCAAUAAAAUUAAUACCUCCCCUGCAAAGAAAACCCUAACAAAUAACAACCAAACAAAAAGCUCACAAAACUCACAGUCACGCUUUUCUAACGGCAUUUUCAGCUUGAUCCCAGUGCUGUAACUUUUUUAGGGUGGCUUAUAAAGAGAAUCAGAAAACACUUGGGAGCCAUGGUUACAGGAGGGUAAAUAAGCAGUAGGUGCUUGAACUAAGACAACUUUGAGACUACAAAAGCACUGACUUUAAUACUUUUUUUUGCCUGAAUUUAAUGCAAUGUUUUAUUCUCUCUUUACCCCAAUGAAAAUUUGCUCUGCAUUCUUUCAUAAAUGGCAUCUGAUGUGGUAACUCUCUUCAGCUCUUUGUGGUUUCCUGUUUUUCAUAUACAGAUGAAAGUAUCUGCUGAGAUCUAUUUAGCUUCCCAUUUUGUCAUGCAUGACUUUAUCAAUACAAGCCUGCAUGUAACAAAUGAAUUUCUUUGCACUUAGAAAUGCAGUGAAUAUCUUAUGCAAUAGAAAUACAGGAGUGUAUUUUUAGUUAUACUUAAAAUUACUGCUUGUUUUAAUUUAGGAUAACUGCGUAGUAUUUUUUACACAGGACAAACUUAAUAUAGUUGGUUUCUCCCCCAUAAUACUAAGUAAUUUCUAUUUCUGCAUGAGAAAAUACUUAGAAAAACUAAGGCAGUUUGAACUAAUAAAAUUUACAGGAAAUAUUACUGAGUUUGUGAGGCCUGUGUCUUUUGUUGAUUUAGCAGUUAUUAACAAAAUAUUACUGUGAAUGUGUGAGAUCUUGUCCUGAGUAGUUAUGCAUUGGUUAUAUUUUGGUUAAUUAAAAUAUUUUUAAAAAUAUAAUAUAAUCUGAUCUCUGUGUGUGGCAGAACACUUUUAAGAAGUGUUAAGGCUUGGCAAAAUUUUGAUUUGACCCUAAUGACAUAAGAAGAAUUGCUGUUAUUCAGAGUGAUAAGAUGGAGCAAAUUCAAGUGAUCAAACUAAUACCAGUUUCCAAAUACAAGUACUCGGUUGGUAAAAUAACUAACCUGCAUUAUCUUCAACUGUGCAAAUAGAAACUGAAUCUUACAGAACAUGGCUUACUAUGUUAGAAAGGGUAAUUCUAAUUUCCUGUCUAUUAAAGUUAAUGUAACUGUCAUGGCUUAUGACAGGGCUUGGACCACUCUAAGUGGUAUCUGGUUGAUUGCUGUCAUGUUACUUGACCACUGUUCAAGAGCUUUAGCUAUAGCAAAAAUCACUUAAUUGUAGAUAUUAAAUUGAUUCUUAUCAUUUUGUGAAGGGAGGCUGUGAAGAAAGGCGUUCUUUUACAGGCAUAGAGCAGGUCCUUUACAUUAUCUCUGAAAGGAUGUGAGAUUGUUUGCAGCACCUGCUUGGUAGGGUAUUUUGGUUUCUGCACCGCUCUUUUUGUUGUACCCUUAAGGAAGCUUGAAUAUUUUUCAUUGUGAAAUAAAUGACACUUCAGCUGUGUUUAAAGGAAGAACUAUAGUGCCAUGGAAGGUGUUCAGGCAGUGCCUUCAUGAAGUUCAUCAGAUUAGCUCUGGUUUGGAAGCAAUGGCUCUUAAAUCUACUAUUGACUUGACCUGCAAUGACUACAUUUCAAUUUUUGAAUUUGAUAUCUUCACUAGAUUAUUUCAGCCAUGGGGCUCAAUCUUAAGGAAUUGGAACUUCUUAGCUGUGACACAUCCUGGAUAUAUGGCAUUCCUGACGUAUGAUGAAGUGAAAGCAAGGCUGCAGAAAUACAGCACUAAACCUGGGAGCUACAUUUUCAGACUGAGUUGCACUCGCCUAGGCCAGUGGGCCAUUGGCUAUGUGACCGGAGAUGGGAACAUACUGCAGACCAUACCUCACAAUAAGCCUCUGUUUCAAGCUUUGAUCGAUGGCAGCCGGGAAGGAUUCUAUCUGUUCCCAGAUGGACGAAGUUAUAAUCCUGAUUUGACAGGAUUAUGUGAGCCCACACCACAUGAUCACAUAAAAGUCACACAGGAGCAGUAUGAGUUGUACUGUGAAAUGGGUUCCACUUUUCAGCUGUGUAAAAUCUGUGCAGAGAAUGACAAGGAUGUGAAGAUAGAGCCUUGUGGACACCUUAUGUGCACUUCUUGUCUUACAGCGUGGCAGGAAUCAGAUGGCCAAGGCUGCCCUUUCUGCCGCUGUGAAAUCAAAGGGACUGAGCCAAUCAUUGUGGAUCCUUUUGAUCCCAGGGAUGAGAAUUCCAGGUGCUGCAGUAUUAUGGAUAACUUUAGUAUGCCCAUGUUGGACUUGGAUGAUGAUGAUGAUAGAGAAGAGUCUCUAAUGAUGAAUCGUUUGGCUUCAGUCCGAAAGUGCAAUGACAGGCAGAAUUCACCAGUGACUUCCCCAGGAUCAUCCCCUCUUGCACAAAGAAGAAAACCACUUCCAGAUCCCCUGCAAAUCCCUCAUCUUAGUCUUCCACCUGUCCCUCCCCGUCUGGAUCUGAUUCAGAAGGGAGUAGCACGGUCACCGUGUGCCAGCCCAACCGGCUCACCAAAGUCUUCUCCCUGCAUGGUGAGGAAACAGGACAAGCCUUUGCCAGCACCGCCACCUCCCCUGCGAGACCCUCCUCCGCCGCCGCCGGAGCGGCCUCCCCCCAUGCUGCCGGACAGCCGGGCCGCCAGGCACCUGCACCACGCCGAGAGCCUGCCGGCCAGGGAGCAGCCCGUGCCCCUCGAGGCCUGGUGUCCCAGGGACGUGUUCGGGACAAGCCAGCUGGCGGGCUGCCGAGGCGGGGGCGACGCCUCUCCCAAGGCAGGACUGACCGCCAUUGCAAACGUGAACGGGAGGCACGGCCGCGUGAGUUCGGAGCCGGGAUUCAUGAGGAAGCACAGACGUCACGAGCUGCCUGCAGAAAAUGCCAAGGUUUUUUCAAAUGGUCAUCUGAUAAAUGAAGAAUAUGAUGUCCCUCCACGGCUUUCACCCCCUCUUCCAGCUGGCUCUGUCAUCCCUAGUAUAAAGUGCCCUGGUCCUUCAGCAAAUUCUCUGUCUGAUAAAUCAAGGGAACACCCAGAUGAUGAUGAUGAAUACAAAAUUCCUUCUUCACAUCCUGUAAUAUUGAGCUCACAACCGCCUCAUAGUCAUAAUAUAAAACCUCUUGCUCGGGUGUGUGAGAAUGGCCAAUGUGCAAAUGGAACACACGGUGCUACUUCCGAGAUAAAGAAAUCGAAACAUCCAGAGUCAGGAGAUGUCUAUGAUGCACCUACUGUUCCGGUACCUUUGCCUCCUGCACGGCCUCCUGCAAGAGACAACCCCAAACACAGCUCUUUGCUCAACAGGACACCCUCCGAUUAUGAUCUUCUGGUGCCCCCUUUAGGUGAAGAUGCAUUUGAUAACUCGCCCCCCUCACUCCCACCACCACCACCGCCUGCUCGGCACAGCAUGAUUGAGCACACAAAACCUGCUGGCUCAGGGAGCCGACCCUCGUCAGGACAUGAACUGUUCCUUCAUUCUGAUCCUCAGUUUGACUCAAUACCUGGUCAUGUUCCUUUGCCACCUGCUCGGAGAGCACCUGGAGAAAAUGUCAAAACAAAUAGGACAUCUCAAGACUAUGAUCAACUUCCUCCAUGUUCAGAUGGUUCACAAGCACCAGCCAGACCCCCUAAACCACUUCCUCGGAGAACUGCACCAGAAAUACAUCACAGGAAAGCAUACAGCUCUGACAGUUCCACAGAAAAUGUGGAUGCAAAAAUUGCAAAACUUAUGGGAGAGGGCUAUUCCUUUGAAGAAGUCAAGAGGGCACUUGAAAUUGCCCAGAAUAAUGUUGAUGUGGCCCGCAGUAUUUUAAGAGAGUUUGUCUGUUUUCCUCCACCAGUAUCCCCACGUCUCAAUCUAUAGCAGCAUCAAGAUUUUCUUGGAGCAUAUGAAUUCUGCAGAUACACAUGUGGAUUGGGGAAUGAGAAGAAGAACAGAAUGGAAUAUUUUUCUUCAUCCUUAGCAGAAGGGUGUUUGUUUCCAGCCGUUUAUCAAAGGCUCCUGGCUGCUCUGAUCAAGACUUAUAAAUAUGCCGAGGCUUAUGUAUUUUUGCUAGCCAUACUUUUUUAAAUCAGGGUUGAACUUACAAAAUAAUUUUUAAAAAGUUUACUUCCCUAGAACUUUUAAUCUGUGAAAUACUUUUUCUUGUUUACAAGUUGGCAAGUUACAAUUUCCUAGUUUGUGCCUGUACUAUGUCCUGUUCAUAUUCCCUUGUACUUGUGGUCAGUUCUACUGUAGCAUUCCCAACAGUUUCCUUGCUGACCACUCCAUCAACUAAAUCAUCACUUUCCAGGAGUUCUGUUUUUCUUUUAGUCUUUUUUUUUUUCUUUAACAAGAUGCUUUAAUUGGUUUUUUUUUGCAUUUCAGCUCAUCAAAUGCAAAAAGUAUGUGGCCUUCACUACUGAUUUUUUUUUUUUCUUCUGAGAUUCCUUUGCUUUUGAGAGAGGAAAUAUCUGAAUGUAAAACACAUUAUUCUGUGAACUGCCUUUUUAAAGGUAUUUUGACAGUAAUGGUGGGCAGCUUUCUGUUUAACAAGAAUUCCAUGACCUGUAGUCUCAAGGUCUUUUAUAUACAGUUUCCAUAAAAACAUCCCAACCAACAAGUAAAACACUUCAUGCAGCAGUGAUUCUGAGUUCUCACAUGUAAAAUUUCUUUCAGAAUUGAGUGUUUGAUUGCAGAUGUUUAAAAAAUGCCAAAUGCACAUGAUAAUACUGUGUUUUAAUGACACACUAAUGGCGCCAGUUCUUCAUGACCAUACGAAAAGGAAUCUUUUUCAAUUACAUUAAAGGUAUUCAGGUAAAUUCCAGUUCUAGAUUCAGUAAAGUGGAAUGUGGUUAAUGUUUUGUUUGAGUGAUUAUCCUGUGUUUCGUUGUGGCUUGGAUCAGUUUGUAUUAACUUGGAAACUUUAAAUCUUCGAUGCACUGUUAAUUCCUAAUGCUACUGUAGCAAUAUUUUUUGCAAAGUUUUUUAAUAACCUCCUCCCUCCCUUGUAAACUUCAUAAUUCUCAAGGAUGUGUUUAACACCCAAAUUCAUUCAUUCACUUUCCAGCUGCUUAGUUGGAAAUACAUUUUUGCUUUACUUGGUUAGUGAUACUCCAGACUUUGACAUUUUAUUUUUAAGCCCAAAUUCAUGCAAGCCAAUUUAAAAACCUUUCUGAUUUUAAAAAAAGAGGGAGAAGACAAUUUUGUUCUGAGUACGUUCAAAGUUGAAUCCAAAUAUUUCCAGAAAAAUUCUUAAGAUUGCUGCUUUCUUGGGUUUUUUUAGGAAACGUUGAAAUUUUUCUUCUAAUAUUAUUGAACAAAUAAAACCAUGUGAUAUUUAGAAUAUUUUUCUCAUUUUGAUAUGUGAUGAGUAUAUGAAAAUUUCAGUGUGCCAGGCUGGGUGUGAAGUAUAUAUUCAUUAUUCCCUUUCAGCUCUUAGUGUUCUCUUUCACUCUGAGUAAGUGCUAGAAUUUGUAUCACUUGCAGGAUCAGGUCUCACCAGGCAAUGUGUUUGUCAUAAAGAUGUUUUUAAAGACAGCACAUGACUGAACUGCAGGAUUUGAAGUAACUGAGAACACCCAUUGGAAAUUACUCUGCUAUCUCAAAGUUCCAUUGUUUCAUGAAAAAACUUGUUCUUAAAACUAAUUAAAUUAUUUUGUAGCAUCACAGAGCAUGAUAUGGAUAUUGUUAAUCUGUGUCAGUGAUAAAAAGUGAUCAGGAGAAUACAGGGUAUAGGGAAGAGCUGCUGCAGAAUUUGGAUUUAAGCAAAUGCUUCUAAGUUUACGCAUCUUCCUGUAAUUGUUCAUUCCUCAAGUACAGCUUAGGAAAAGUUGUGAUGUAAGUUAUAUUCUCUGCUUUUGGCUCAAGUUAAUCACUUUUCUCUGUUUUGGGAGAAAGUUUUGUGUAGUAUGGGACCCCCUUGUUCAUUUGGUUUGUUUGCAACAUCACUGUAGCAUUUUAGCUAGCUAUAAAUUGAAAAUUAUUCAGGCUAUUAAAUUAUACACUCUGGUUGUACUGGAAUUACUGAAAUGAGGUUCUAGCAUAACUGCCAGCAUAACAAUGAUGAAAAAAAGAGCGCUUUACGAGGACGAACAAACAAUCUGCAGAUUGAGUUUUGAAAUUUUGAAUUGCAAUGAAGAACUCAUUUUCUCCUUUUUAUCCAGCAGCUUAGUAUAAAUUACGUCCUUAUAUUUCAAUUAGAGGCUGGAACUGCUGCCUGAUAGAUUAAGGUUUUUAAAGUUUUCCUUCUUUCUGGUUAUGACCACCAGUGACAGUUUUUUAUUAUGGGUUAAAAAACCAAACUUGAUUAGCAGUAUUUUGAGUGGUAACUUCAAAAGAUUUCCAUUUCUCUUUAAAUGAGUGUGCUAAUAACACUUCUAAAUAGUGGAACCUGCAGGCUGUUUCAAACCUGUUCUGGUUAAAGUCAAGCAGCAAAAUGGCUUUGCUAGAGUGUUGAUGUUUACUCUGCAGGAAUUAAUAGGCUUAAAAUAAAUGAAUCUGGCUGCAGUCUAGUUCUCCAGAGACAUAGUUCUCUAAACAUAUUUUUAACCUUUGAAAGACUUAAGGAUUUGAGCCUGGCAGUGUGUUGUGCACUUACAUAACUUUAAGGAAGACUGACUUGAAUGAGAGUGCUUGGGUGAACAAAGUCGGUUAAACUCAGAAACACUUGAAGUCUUUAGACCAUCCUUGUGUUGUCUGUUGCCUCACCUUUUCUCUCUCUUUUGGCUAAGUUACUGCAUUUUAAGCAAACUGGCUGAAUCAGAAGUUGAGCAGAGCAAGUGGACAUCAGCAGCACAGAUAUUUUCCAAAGGCUAUGUGUAGGAAAUGUUUAAAUUGUGGUAAAGGAAACUAAUAUAAAUAGCCAUGUUAAUGGCAUGUCUGGAACCCUAAAAUGGCCACUGGUCAAAUUUGUUAAUGUCCAGUAUCUCAAGAGUGCAUCUGGCACAGCUUUUUUACAAUGUGAAUUUAGGAAAUUUUGUACCAGGAUCAUUUCUUCUGUUGUAUUUCUUUCAUUUUCAGCUUGAAGCUUUACUUUGCACUGACAACUCUGACCUGAAAUUUGUGUCUUAAAUAUUGACAAAUUUUGAAGCAAAUGAACACCGUAUUCAAAGCACAUUCAGGGGCUACCUGAUGAGCUGGAAUUCAGCGCUUUUAGGAGUGACUUCUUGAAAAAGGACUUCAGCAGUUUCCAUUUUGAAGGACUUUCUUUCAAAUAACUAUUUUAUCUGAAAAUGCCUUUUAUAAACUUGUCUAAUGUGGCAAAUUUAGUGAUGUGUUCAAUUAAUUUAUAUUUUAUUCAACAUUUUUUUUAAAUUUUGGUUUUUCUGUAUGCUCAAGUUCUUUAUCUGUUCAUGUAAGGUAUUUUAUAAAAUUAAUGUUAAGAGAA